CGCUUAACUUCCGUUCAUAACUCCCAUCUGUUGCCGGCUUGCCGCUUCUCCAAUGUGAGCUUUCUUCGAUGACCUCCGCUUCUUUUCGACUCUCAGAUGCUCGGCGGCUUGUAAGUUCUAACCCUGUAUCUCUCAUCGUUUCCGUCUUGUCGCGCCAACUGUCCAGUGUAGGUGAAAAAAAUCUUUGUAUUGUGUAGUUGUUACACUUCUUGGCUGAUAUAAACAUAUCUGGUGCACUAAGGCAUCUAUUUCAGAAGGAUGGUACCCAUUAGGAAACUGAGCCACCUGAAGGAGAAAUUUACCUUAUGUUCUUUAAAAUUGAAUCUUGCUAAUUGCAGUGGUAAAAGCCUAUACAAAUCCCUCCCCGUUGAUGCUGAUGGGAAAUUAAAGUUUGUUAGUCAGUUAGCUGGUAUGUCAUUGAUCGACAUAAAUGGACAAUGUAAUUUGGUUAGGUUUCAUCAUUUGUUAUCUCAAUCAUUUUCGACUUUGGGUGGGACAGUCCUUGUCCAGGCUCAGGACCUCGGUAAAAUGAGCGAGGAGAUAGAACACGCAAUUGAUGAGUGUAACCUAUUUUAUGCUUGGGAACUUCUAGAAAGACAUAUCCGAAUGGAUGGGCUCCCCAGAAUGUCAAUUCUGAACAGACUUGUAACAUCAUGUGCGGAAUGUCUAGAAGUUCAAUGGCUUGAAAAGGCUUAUACUUUAGUUGAACAGAUCUUUGAGGAUGACAAGAUUAAUUUAAUGGAGAAAGAGAGCUUGUUUUAUCUCUCAUUUGCAUUUUCAAAAUGCCGAUUGCCUGUUCCAGCAUCUACCCUUCUUAGGAAGCUUGUUGAGAUAGAAAGGUUCCCCCCUGUGGGUCACUGGUGUGCAAUCAUAGGUCACAUGUCACAAACAGCCUCUGGAGCUUAUCUUGCUGCUGAGCUGGUUCUAGAAAUAGGUUAUCUGUUUCAAGAUGGGAGAGUCGACCCGCGUAAAAAGACCAAUUCACCUCUGAUUGCCAUGAAACCUAAUAUCACUUCGUUCAACAUAUCUUUAGCUGGAUGUGUUCUGUUUGGCACAACCCGAAAAGCGGAGCAGCUUCUUGACAUGUUGCCUCGUAUCAACAUAAAGGCUGACACAACCUUAUUGAUCAUCAUGGCUCAUAUUUACGAGAAGAAUGGACGGUUGGAUGAACUGAAGAAGCUGAGGAGACAUGUUGACGAGGCCCAUGACCUCACCGAUACUCAAUUUCGACAGUUUUACAAUUGUCUGCUUGCAUGCCAUUUGAGUUCUGGAGAUCUUGAAUCUGCCUCCCACAUGGUCCUGGAAAUGCUUCGAAAGGCAAAGAAAGCUCAAAAUUCUCUUGGGGUGGCUAAUUUACUGUUUGAGAGCUCUAAGUGGUUCAAUUGUUCAUCAAACCCUGCACUUGAUGUAUAUGGCGGAGGGGAUUUAAAUAGGGGAAAUCAAGAAAAAUUGCAACAGAAGAUCUUAUCUUUUCAAGAUUUCUGUAGGGACAGGAAGUUUUUAAAACUUCAGGCUGAGGCAGAAGAGCUGCUUGAUGACUUGGUUGUUAAGCUACAAAACCAAAUCAAAUUUAUAACAAGUGAGAAUGGAAUUCUCAAACCAUCAGAAUCAGUAUAUGUGAAAUUAGUUAAGGCCUUCUUAGAAGCCGGGAGGACACAGGAUCUGGUGGCCUUCCUUAUCAAAGCUGAGAAAGAAGAUUCCCCUGUUUCAGUUGAUGAUUCAGUCUUGGUUCAAUCAAUCCACACGUGUAUUUCACUUGGGUGGCUAGAACUGGCUCAUGAUCUUCUUGAUGAAAUGCGUUUGGCUGGUGUUAAAACGGGUUCUUCUGUUUAUUCUUCGCUAAUGAAAGCAUACUGCCAAGAGAAAAGAACAGGAGAAGUAAUGUCUCUCCUUCGAGAUGCUCGUAGGGCCGGUGUCCAAUUAGACACAAGCUGCUAUGAUGUAAUGAUUCAAUCACAGGUUCUCCAUAGAGACACCGAAUCAGCUCUUCAUUUGUUCAAGGAGAUGAAAGAGGCUAAAAUUCCAAGGUUAGGGCAACAUAAAAGGUUCGAGUGUAUAGAUGGUAAAGAAGAAGCCAAUUUAAUGUCAAGACUCUUGCAGGAAAUAAAAGAAGGACAGAAAGUAGAUUAUGGAGUUCAUGACUGGAACAAUGUGAUACAUUUUUUCUGCAAAAAGAGACUGAUGAAAGAUGCUGAUAAGGCUUUUAAGAAAAUGAGGAGUUUGGGCCACUUGCCAAACGCACAAACAUUCCAUUCUCUGGUAACUGGUUAUGCAUCUGUGGGUGGAGAAUAUACAGAGGUUGCAGAUUUAUGGGGUCAAAUGAAAUCCAUUGCGAACUGUGGUGGCAUGAGGUUUGAUGAGGAGCUAUUGGAUGGGGUGCUUUAUACAUUUGUGAGAGGUGGCUUCUUUACUAGAGCAAAUGAGGUUGUGGAGAUGAUGGAGGAACGGAAAAUGUUUGUUGAUAAGUACAAGUAUCGUGCACUCUUCUUGAAAUAUCAUAAAACACUCUACAAAGGAAAGGCUCCCAAGUUUCAAACAGAAGCCCAUCUUAAAAAGAGAGAAGCUGCUUUGACUUUUAAGAGAUGGGUGGGCUUACAUUGAAGAAUGUUUUUGAAUGCUAUCAUGAGUGAGAUUUACUUUAUCUGUGGAUAUCGUGGCCUUGUGGGGCAUUCUUGGAUAAAGUGACCCUGAUCGGAUUGAACCUCUUGAUUGAAGAUCGGAUUGACCCCCUUUUGUGAAGCUUAGUGUCCAUGGCGCUUUCCAAGGGUUCAUUUGUGGAGACAAAUCAAAGAAAUCAAAUAUGCAUGGUAUGAGAUCCGAUAUGUGCAUAUAGAUGCUGUCAGGAUGUAUUCUUCUGGCUUUCACUCUAAUCCUCAGGAGGACUGGAAGUACAAAGGGAAAAAAACUGGUGAGAAAAUACAGAUUGGAGCGUAGCUAUAUAACAUAAUCCCUAAAUCAAAUGAAAACCGCCUUUGCAAGUAAGGUUUUCUUUCUUUGCACGUGAACUUCACAGUUUUCGUGAAUUGCUUAGGCUCAUCCUUUCAAAACACUUCAUCCAAACACACCCUUAAUAAAUCAAUAAUUCUAAGGGAAACCCAUUUUGGUACACUUUAAUGUUUCCAGAUUAUCAGUUGUAGAGAUAAAGGCAUUUGGGUGGCAUGUGAGUUUGAUGGGACCCAUGUGGCUUUAUUUCUACAUUUGGUUGCUUGGGACAUUAAUAUAAUAGCCAUAGAUAUAUGAGCUCCAUUUUAUUUGCUUCACUACUAUCUCCAGGUCCAUUUCUCAAGCUUAUUAUUAUUAGAGUUCAGUGAAAUGAGGGACGAGCCGGCAAGGGAUGCAUCUUGCCAGUCAUCUGCCUCUUCAAGUGAUGAGAGAACCUCAGCCACACUGUUAUGUGAUUUUGGGGUUCAAAUCUCCAAAAUUUAAAAUCGUACAGGAAUUGGUGUUGGGCAGAACCGUCUGAAAAUUAGAGCAACAAAAAGAUGCGGAGUAAAGGAUAAGUUUCUAAGGGUUACUGUACUUUAAAAUGCUGGCAAUGGAACCUCAACCAGGUCACAAAGUGUUUUGCCCACAGAAUACGUCUCAGCUUGCAUGAGGGUUGUUUUUGCAAUGGCAAUAAGCUGGGAUUUUUGACUCUUUUAGCGAAAAAACUUUAUCACAAUGUCAAAGUAGGCGGUGUAUUCAAUUAAAAAUCGUACUCUUUAAUUAAGAGCUUAAAAGUUGUGCUUUUACCAGACUUUAAAUAGCCCACUAUUAUUGACCUAGGGUGUUGAAAUAAAA
Messenger RNA from Cuscuta epithymum, 3780 nucleotides. Lineage: Eukaryota; Viridiplantae; Streptophyta; Magnoliopsida; Solanales; Convolvulaceae. The record is from the annotation of a GenBank genome assembly.